Messenger RNA from Cladocopium goreaui, 807 nucleotides. Lineage: Eukaryota; Dinophyceae; Suessiales; Symbiodiniaceae. The record is from the annotation of a GenBank genome assembly.
AUGCUGAAGUACUUGCCCCUACCGCCUGGAAUUGCAGCGAUGCACAUGGAGCUUCUGAAGAAGAAAGUUGAAGACAUCAUCAAGCAUAUGCUGCCUGGCUACAGCCACACCUACCCUAAACCCUACGUGAUUCACCACCAGAUGAAGCCCACGGUCAGCAACAUCCAGGACUGUUUGAGGCGCCAAGGUGCUGGCAAACAUGAAGUGAACGCGGUUUGGAACUUGUGCUACUUCUAUCGCUGGGCCUUUUGCUUGUGGAAGCCAGAUGCAGGUGAGAUGAGCAUCGUACUUCUGGAGGAGCCAUUGCCACCGGUGGAUGACCAGGUGGUAGAGCAGUUGGAUAUCUCUUUGGCAAACCAAGUGGUGAAGAAGUUGCAGGCGAGCACGCAGUCUGCUGAGAACCCAGGUCCUGUGGAUGAUCAGCUGGCACAGGACUUUGCGGACGGAAAUGUUACGACACUGAUGAUCAGGAACUUGCCGACAAGCCUGCAGCAGCCCUCAGUUCUGGACGAGUUGAAGCGCUGCGGAUUUGAUGGCAGAUACGACUUCUUCUACAUGCCUGGAAUAUUUGGCACCGAGACGUCUUGUGGCUAUGCGUUCAUCAACCUCAUCGACAUUGAAACCAUGAAGGAAUUUGUCGCAGCAUGGCACAACAGCCGGCGGUUUGGUGCCGAGCUGAAGCUGACCGCGGCUGCUGUGCAAGGUCGCGAUGCCAAUGCCCAGAACUUCGGGCCACGCAUCAAACGCAUUCGCAAUCCAGCAUUGAAACCAGUGAUUUUUGAGCCUUCGGCAGGACAGACUGCUUGA